Molecule: messenger RNA, 875 nt
Organism: Sipha flava (yellow sugarcane aphid)
Lineage: Eukaryota; Metazoa; Arthropoda; Insecta; Hemiptera; Aphididae
Product: THO complex subunit 4-like
Exons: 4
Coding region: 252-875 (207 amino acids)
Biological process (GO): mRNA export from nucleus
Cellular component (GO): nucleus
Molecular function (GO): mRNA binding
Source: RefSeq, a predicted model, not a curated record
UCGGAUGUUUGUUUACUUCACUCCCAUCCAUCGUUCAGUGUAUCUAUAGAGAACGUAGUGUAAGGCAAUCGUAAUACAUUUCAUUUGUUUUUUGUGUGUGUCGGCAAUUUUUUUUUGUUUAACGCUCUCCUAAGUACAAGUCUCGUACAUUUUCGUUUCUGAAUCAGCUCGCAUUAUCCAUAUCCUACGUAUUCAAACGUCGUACGAUCAGUUUGUGAAUUUUUGAUUUGGUAUUUUAUAUCUGUUCAAAAAUGGACGUGAGUUUAGAUGAAUUAAUCAAGAACAAAAGGUCAUCAUCCCUCGGAGGACGUCAUGGCGGCGGGAAACAAGGCGACUCCAGAGUUUUCAGUGGCGGUAAACAUGGAGGCGGAACAUCGAAAUUCCGAUUAAAUGGCGCUGGUGGAAGCAGUGGUGGUCCUAUGCGUGAGAGCAGAUCCAUAGCAAGGCGUUCUAAUAGAUUUACUCCUUAUUCGAAGACUACUAAGAUGGAACAAAUUAUCAUUAAUAAUAACAAUAUUAUUCAACUGUUAUAUAUAACUGAUGUUGUAUUUGGCAGUAAAAAUGCCGCAUUAAAAGUAGUACGUCAAUAUAACAAUGUACCGCUUGAUGGUCGCCAUAUGAAAAUUGAACUUGCAAUUGAUUUUUCAACUGUUGCCAACCUUGCUACUCGUCUCAGUAGACCAGCACCAUUGUCUGUACGAGGUAUUCGUGAUGGAGUGAGAGGUAAACGGGGCAAACGUGGAAAUAUUCGUGGUAACUUCAGAGGACGUGGCGGUAGAGGUGGCAGGAAUAGCGAAAAGAAAAUGCCAAACAAAGAUGAAUUAGAUAAAUUACUUGAUAGAUAUAUAAAAUUUAACAAAAGCAAGAAGAACUGA